GCAUUAAAUAUUUCUCUUUCAACAAUUUCUAAAUAACAUCUCUCAAAUCAUCUUGGAUGCAAUAUCUCAGUAUGAGUACUCCUCGUCCAACUCUUGUGUUCUUUGCGGGUGCGUUCGCUGAUCCUUCUUGCUUCGAUCGUGUUGUGCCUUUGUUUGAGAAAGCUGGAUAUUCAUCUGUCUACGUGCGCGUUCCUUCCUGCAAUCCAGAUCCAUCCAAGUUAAACUCGGUCUCUUCUUCCAACGAUGUUUCAGAGGCUCGCAAGAAUGUUCUAUUGCCUCUCAUCGAGGAGCAACACAAAGAUGUAAUUGUUAUUGCUCAUUCUUAUGGAGGGGUCGUUGGAGGAGCUGCUGCUGCUGGAUUGAGUAAGGCUGCCCGUAGCUCUUGUGGUGAAGCUGGUGGUGUCUUGGGCUUGGUAUACUGGGUUGGUAAUAUUGUCUCUGAAGGCGAAAGCUUAUUUGAAGCUAUCGGUGGUGCAUACCCUCCUUUUAUCAAAGUCGGAACCCCAUCUCCGGGUCUUGCAGUUAUUGAACCCGUAAUUCCAAUCCUCUACGCUGAUUGCGAUACGUCUUCAGCACCGGCUCUCGAAGCUGCUAUGAUCCCUCAUGCUUUGGCAGCCUUCGAGACUCCGGCUCCGGCUCCAGCUUGGGCAGAGCCAUCGUUUGAUGGACGUCGUGUCUACAUUCGUACUGCGGAAGACCAGUGCAAUCCAUUGUUUUUACAAGAUAUUUGGAUCGAGAAGAGCAAAGUCUCGUGGGAUAUUGCAGAUCUCAAGACAUCUCAUUGUCCAUUCAUCAGCUGUCCCGAGGAAAUUGUUGCGAAAACCCUUACUUUCAUUGAGAAAUGGACUUAGUUCGAAAAUCAAGAAAGGAUGCAGGGUUCUAUGCCGGACUUAUGAGGAGUAAUAAGGGAUGUUCUAUUGAUUUUGUGGAUUGCUAGAUUUUUCGAUUCAUCUAAUAAAUUGCGAGAGAUCGUUCAAUGAAUGAUUUAUCUUUUUUGAAUCUUUAGGCAGUUGAUCUUUACCAGGAGCCUAUGCAAAGUGAUCUAUAAUGUGGAAGAACUCUAAUCUGUACUUGUCUAUUUUGGUAUAUCAUCGCCGCUAUCAUAAGCAUAUACGACUUGGAUAUGGGAGCUAAAAUGAUGCUUAGAAUUGUGUUACAAGCAAAUGCAAUCACACAAUCACUAUAAUGUAGCGCCUCUAAUUUAACUCAAACCA
Botrytis cinerea B05.10 is the source of this 1214-nucleotide messenger RNA. RefSeq lists its product as hypothetical. The coding region runs from base 72 to 851 and encodes 259 amino acids. NCBI's taxonomy places the organism in Eukaryota, Fungi, Ascomycota, Leotiomycetes, Helotiales, Sclerotiniaceae. The transcript has 2 exons. The record is from RefSeq and is a predicted model, not a curated record.